AGAGAAUGAGGAAGGAGGCGAAGAAGAAUUCAGCAAAGUAAGUGAGGCUUUUCAAAGGAGCAGAUGCAGACGAUGCUUUGCUGCCGAGAAGGAAUCGCAAUAAACAAACUUCACAAAAGCAAUGGCUUCCCCAUUUCCUCUGAACACCUCCUUAGGUCCCUCCUCGUCCUCUGACCUCCACUGUCCUCUUCUACAGACAAUGGUCUCUCACACCCUGAACAACGACACUCGUGUGAACCUGGCGGUGGUUUCCGUGCACGGUGUGGUGUCCUGUUUGGGGAUCCUCGAAAACGGACUGGUGCUGUGGGCAAUUGGCUGCCGUCUCCGUCGCAAGACCGUUGCAGCUGUGUGGGUUUUGAAUUUGGCACUCUCAGACUUCCUAACUACACUAACUCUGCCACUUUUCACUUAUUACUUACUAAUGGGUCACAGCUGGGAGCUGGGAGGCCUACUAUGUUCCGCCCAGUCCUCCAUAUUUUUCAUCAACAUGUUUGUAUCUGCUUUUCUACUGGCUGUGAUAUCGUUGGAUCGCUGCUUGUUAGUGGCCAAACCGGUGUGGACUCAGAACCGGCGCACUGUGUCGGCAGCAUGGAAGAUUUGUGGACUGGGAUGGGCAUGGGCAGCACUAAACGCGUUUCCGUAUUUCAUGUUUCGAUCUGUUGUGGAGAAACAAGAUGGCCGAAAACUCUGCUACCAUAAUUUCGCACUGUACUCUUCUCCGAGCUCACUACAUAUUGACUGUAAGGUGCGACAGGCGGCAACUGCGGUGUCCAAGGCAUUGUUGGCAUUCGUCGUGCCCCUAGUGGUCAUCGCCAUCAGUUACACAUCUUUGGCCGUACUACUGCGAGCUCGGAGAAAGAGGCUGGAGAAGAGACGCCUAGAUAUGACCAAACGCAAAGAGAGUAAAUCGAGUAUUUUCGGCAGCCUGUCCACUGCUUCCUCGUCGGGCAGAAAUGCCGCUCAACUCUCGCCAGGUUUCACAAAAAUGGUUGUGUCUGUGGUCUUGACAUUCUUUAUCUGCUGGGUACCAUACCAUGUUUUCUGUUUGCUUGAGGUUGUUGCUCAGUACAGACCACACACGGUUGAGUUGGUGGAGGUGUAUUUGCCUUUGGCAACAACAUUUGCUUUUUUGAACUCUGUGUUGAACCCGAUCAUUUACGCUUUUAGCUGUCCAAGCUUCUGUAUGCGAAUCCAACAGAGUCUGGGGGCUCUGUUUGAGGGACUGGUAGAGGAAACAGGACCAAUAAUGUCGGCCUCAGGGAGGAUCAGGAGAAAAAUGACAUUGUCUCCCACUUCUCCCAGCACACCCACUAGCCCCAGCGCCUUACGAAUCCAGCAAGACUCCAAGGAUUCCACCAACCUCCUCGGCUUUAAAAGGUCUUCCUUAAAAGAUGGAGAGGAGGAGGAAAAAAUUUAACUUUGAGAUGUAGAAAUAUUUUUUACUCUGUUGUACAUAAGAUGAACAUUACUGAAAGGAAAGUCCCCAUCACUGGAUGGUUAUAUAAGCCGUUUCUUUCUCUCUCCUUUGCUUUCGUCUGCUCGGUAAAAAGCCACAGUGAUGCUGGAUUACCUCUGAGGUUGAUGUGAUUUUGAGAAUAUUAAAGGGAGCGCGUCCUUACAACUGGUGAAAAAACAAUGUACUAAAAAACAAAAAUCCCUCAAUCACAGACAAAAAACGACAUGGCCCAUAUUCCUGUCUCGGCUCUCUCACGGUGCUCAGAUUAACCCUCGACCACACAUACAUAUAUACAACAUUACUGCUCAGAUUAAUCUAAUCCUGACCACACGUACAGAUAUAACAUUAUUAAAAACAUUUGUAUCUUAAAAGGUGUAAAAAAAAUCAGUCACUGGUAUUUGUCUAGGCCUUUACCACUGAACUCAUUCAUUUAGUCUUAAAUUUAUUUUUUUAUGUUUUAG
Messenger RNA from Paramisgurnus dabryanus, 1917 nucleotides. NCBI's taxonomy places the organism in Eukaryota, Metazoa, Chordata, Actinopteri, Cypriniformes, Cobitidae. The record is from RefSeq and is a predicted model, not a curated record.